AUGGCGCCUCGAAGCCCCCUCACAGCAUCCCCGCAACUCCUAUCAUUUCUGCAGGAGCUUCAUUCCCAAUCCCUCAACCAGGAAUCAAAGAUAGAAUGGAAGUCUCUACCUGGUCAAACGACCGAUGAAUUCGACGAUAUCAUGCGCGACAAGUUCAUCGCACUCGAUCAAGACAAGUGUGAACUGAUCUAUCAGCUGCUCCGCAGUAUCAACGCCACGACAAUCGUUGAAGCUGGCACAAGCUUUGGCGUGAGUACAAUCUAUCUUGCUCUUGCUGCAGCUCAGAAUGCCACUCGCGAUGGUAGUUCCAAGGCUCGGGUUAUUGGUACGGAGAAGGAGCCCUCGAAGGCAGCGGUAGCACAGAAGAACUGGGAUAAGGCUGGAGAGGAGAUUCAUGGUGUGAUUGAUCUGCGAAUUGGAGAUCUUCGUGAGACGCUUGCACAGGGUCUUGGUACAGUCGAUUUUUUGCAUCUGGAUAUUUGGACACCACUAGCCCUGCCGGCUCUGAAGCUCGUGGAACCGCAUUUUCGACCUGGUGCUAUGAUUAUUGCGGAUAAUACAAUCAAGGCUGCUGCUGGAUAUGCUGAGCUGUUUGCGUAUGUUGAUGCGCCGGAUAGUCGGUUCCGGAGAAUUACUAUGCCGUAUGCUGGAGGUCUGGAGAUGAUUGUGUAUCAGUGA
Messenger RNA from Penicillium malachiteum, 678 nucleotides. Its product is annotated as O-methyltransferase. The coding region runs from base 1 to 678 and encodes 225 amino acids. NCBI's taxonomy places the organism in Eukaryota, Fungi, Ascomycota, Eurotiomycetes, Eurotiales, Aspergillaceae. Gene Ontology annotation, molecular function: O-methyltransferase activity. The transcript is spliced from 2 exons. The record is from RefSeq and is a predicted model, not a curated record.